CUCGUUGUGUUGUUUCCGGGCCGUGCGACUCGGUGGGCUGCUUUCCCCUUUCCGGAGUGACCUAACACAGGAUAACGAAACCUGCAGUGCUCCCAGCGCUUCCGCCUCUCCCCGUCGCGUCUGGGAGGCGAGGCCGGGAGGCGAGGGCGCUGCGCAUGCGCGGCGCAGGCGCACUUGGUGCCGGUGCUGUUGCCCUUAGGUGAAGGCGGAUCUGCCAUCGUGAGUUCCAGGUGGGCGCGUGGGGCCCACGUAGGGCAGGAGGCCAGCCCCGGGGGGAUCGGGCCCGGGACUCCAUGGAAUCUGGAGGCCGAAGCCCGCGCGCACGCAAGGUCUCCGCUGCUUCCCCGACGCCUCUUGCGUGGUCGCGGGACCCGCCGCCCUCUCGAUUGGGCUGCUCAGUCCCGGGCCAGGCGUGUGCACCCAGAGCUUCCGCGCCUCUCCUCGGGCUCCUCUGCUGGAUUGCAGCGCUGGCUGGGCACCAGGAGUGCAAAGCGAAAACCCCACGCCGGCCUUUCUGUUCUCCACGGUCUCCAAGGAGACACGGACAAUAGAACAACACUUCCGUGUGCUACAUAGUAAAGCACAAAGGAUUUUUAAAAUGGCGGCAGCUCCUCAAGCACCGGGGCGGGGAUCUGUCCGUAAGACGAGACCUCUGGUUGUGAAGACGUCGUUGAACAACCCAUACACCAUCUGCUGGAGCCCUCUGGAGAGCGAGGAUAUGCACUUCAUCCUACAGACGCUUGAGGACAGGCUUAAAGCUAUUGGACUUCAGAAGAUUGAAGAUAGGAAGAAAAAGAACAAAACACCUUUUCUGAAAAAAGAAAGCAGAGAGAAAUGCAGCAUUGCUGUUGAUAUUAGUGAGGAUCUGAAGGAGAAAACAGAUGCUAAGCAGCCAGUGUCAGGGUGGACGCCUGCACACGUCAGGAAGCAGCUUGCCAUUGGCGUUAACGAAGUUACCAGAGCCCUGGAAAGGAGUGAACUGCUGUUAGUUCUGGUGUGUAAAUCAGUCAAGCCUGCCAUUAUCACCUCACACCUGAUUCAGUUAAGCCUCAGCAGAACCGUCCCUGCCUGUCAGGUCCCCCGGCUUAGUGAGAGAAUCGCCCCCGUCAUUGGCUUAAAAUGUGUCCUAGCCUUGGGCUUCAAAAAGAACAACAGUGACUUUGUGGACGAAGUAAGAGCCAUCAUCCCCAGAGUCCCCAUUUUAAGUGUACCAUGGCUUCAAGACAGAAUUGAAGAUUCUGGGGAAAAUUUAGAGACUGAACCUCUGGAAAGCCAAGACAAAGAGCUUCUGGACACUUCAUUUGAAGAUCUGUCAAAACCUAAGAGAAAGCUUGCUGACAGUCAGCAGGCUUCUGUAACAUUACAACCCCUUAAAAUAAAGAAACUGAUUCCAAACCCUAAUAAGAAAAGGAAACCACCCAAAAGUAAAAAAGCUACUCCAAAGUAAUCUUGCAUAAACUUGCCAUGUCAUACAGUUUGUGAAAGCACACUUUGUGAAGAAGGCUUGGAACUAAUAAAAUGAGUUAUAUUUACAUAGA
Rhinopithecus roxellana (golden snub-nosed monkey) is the source of this 1538-nucleotide messenger RNA. It is a transcript of the gene RPP38, whose product is annotated as ribonuclease P/MRP subunit p38. Lineage: Eukaryota; Metazoa; Chordata; Mammalia; Primates; Cercopithecidae. Bases 599 to 1447 code for a protein of 282 amino acids. The transcript has 2 exons. Gene Ontology annotation, cellular component: fibrillar center; nucleolar ribonuclease P complex; ribonuclease MRP complex. Gene Ontology annotation, biological process: tRNA 5'-leader removal. Gene Ontology annotation, molecular function: ribonuclease P activity; ribonuclease P RNA binding. The record is from RefSeq and is a predicted model, not a curated record.